Molecule: messenger RNA, 513 nt
Organism: Notodromas monacha
Lineage: Eukaryota; Metazoa; Arthropoda; Ostracoda; Podocopida; Cyprididae
Source: the annotation of a GenBank genome assembly
AUGCGUCGGAGAACCGAUGAACUCGGACUGCGCGUUGUCAAGGGAUGUGGUGCUCCGUUAACACCCGCAGCAGUCAGCGCAAAGUCGGGGAACCGGAAGGCUUGCGUAGAGCUUUCUAGUUGUGAUUCUGCUCCUCUUCGCUUCGCGCUGUUGGACGCAGCGCUAUGCUGGAAUUUGAAACACUUGAGACCCCGCCGACUCAUGAGAACAUGGUGGAAAGGUGCGAUGAAGAACAGGGAUGAGAACCUGGUUUGUACGCUUGCUUGUCUGCCUGCCGUAGACCUGAACCAGCCAACUGUGUGGGACUUCAUUAUAAGUCGAGAAAUAGAAAAUUGCUACCAAACGGAAGAUUCGACGGAAAUAUGGGUGCAGUACAGAGAACGAGUCGGGAGCGAGAGGAGAUGGAUGAUUGACAGUGCGUCUAGUGAAUGAAGCGAAGCGUGUGAAAAUUCUGGGAUCUUGAGGGGGGAAAUGCAGAUUGAGAAGCCAUCAGUGGGUUCGAUUUUGUCUUUG